AUGUAUAACAAUAUCCAAAGAGCAUACGAAGGGCAAAGGAAAAUAUUCGUUUUAGACGAAGAUGGAAAUACAGGUUUCAAUAAUUCUGACAAAGAUAAUUCGAAAAGUCAGGGAAGAGCCAACGUUUACAAUAAUUUAUAUUCCCGAUACGAUGCAGAUGAAGGCAUUGCUGACAUGAACAAAAGGAACUAUGGAAAUGGAACUAAACCGUUCAGAAAAAGGAAUACCAAUUCUAACCGAAAAAUAACCAAGGACGACUCGCCAUUACCGAAGAGCUAUAGUGAAUUGACUUCAUCCUUCUUCAAGAAAUCAUCUGUUUAUGCUUUGAGCCAAAUUGGUAAUUCUAACACAACCAGGCGAAAAGUUUUUUGGGCUUUUAUUUUGAUUGGAGGAAUUAUCGGUUGCUGCUCACAAGUUUACAGAUAUUUGUCUGCGUAUUACGAAUAUCCAGUUGUUAUCAACAUUGAUUCGGUGAACUGGUUCAACCAAAAGUUUCCAGGAGUCACUAUCUGCAACUUAAACGCAGUGCGCAGUAAAAAUCUUGGUUGCGUCAUUUGGAAAAUUAAGCAUAACAACUGCUUUGGACCAUAUUAUGCAGGACCCAACGAUCUCAAAACAGCCGUUACUUGGAACUCCCCUUAUUGUUUCGAAGAAAAUGGCACAACUCUGAGCGAUGAAUUCGUGGAGCGCAUUCAGUUCAUUAGUCUUUAUUAUUCUCUGGAUGAUUCUUCAAGAUUUCAUUACGGACAUCAAAUUGCGGACUUCAUUCAGUCCUGUUCAUUUAAUGGUGAAGAAUGUUCCCACACUGAUUUCACCCUCCAUCCUGACGGUAUGUAUGGCAACUGCUUUACUUUCAACAAAGCCAACGCAACCAAAGAGCCUCUUAGGACCUCCUUCGUAGGUCCUAACUCUGGACUCACUCUGGAACUAGAUGUGCAGAGUCCAGAAUACACAUGGCUGAGCAAAUCUGUGGGGGCUCGAGUGGUCAUUCAUGAUCCUUAUCAAGAACCUACACCCCAAGACCAAGGAAUCAAUGUUAGUCCAGGAUUUGAAACAGUUUUGGGUUUGUCUCUAGAAGCUAUGAAGAGAUUGCCUUAUCCUUAUAAGGACCAUUGCAAGAAAUAUGAAAAAGGUGAUAGCAAAAGAAAUUGUGAUACCAUAUGUAACAAAAAGAAAGUGUCAAAGCACUGCUCUUGUUCAGCUCCUUUUGGCGCUCUGUAUGCAGAGAGGUAUUGCAAUUUCGCCAAUCUCAGUGAACUAUGUUGCGUUUAUCAAGGUCAGAAAGAGGAGGACCUCGAAGUGAAAUAUAACAUAACAUGCGAUUGUCCUUUGGAAUGUGAAUCUGUUAGCUACGAAUUGAAAAUAUCUAGCGGAGUUUGGCCUGCAAGAUCGGAAAAUCUGGGAGAAGAAUAUAAAAAUGCUAAUCUUGAAGAAUUAAGAGAAACCAAGCUGAAACUUAAAGUCUAUUACGAUACAUUGGAGCAACUGACCUACGAGCAGAAGCCGAUGUUCGAAGAUUCUGAAGUUCUCAGUCAAGUAGGAGGUCAAAUGGGCUUAUGGCUUGGUUUGUCGUUAGCUGCUAUGUUCGAAUGCUUGGAAAACAUCGUAUUACUUUGGCACUACCGAAAGAAAAAGGCAGAAGAAGAAAGAAAUCAACAUUAAGAUAAACAUGUUUAUAUCUUGAUUAUUCGAGAUAAAAUAAUGUUCUACAAUUUUCGUUUGUUGAUGAUGAUACCGAAGAAUUAUUUUCUAAGUGUGUGCUUAUUGGCUUUUAUUUAGCAAUACCAAUGAAGUGAGCACACACACACAAAAAAAAAACUGCAAAAAUAUUCACUGGAUGUAUUUAAUAAGAAUCACAGCUUCGAUAGAUAUUUAUAUUUACCAAAAUGCAUUUCAUGAAGCAAAUCGCAUU
Messenger RNA from Argiope bruennichi, 1912 nucleotides. Its product is annotated as FMRFamide-activated amiloride-sensitive sodium channel-like. Gene Ontology annotation, molecular function: ligand-gated sodium channel activity. The record is from RefSeq and is a predicted model, not a curated record. Lineage: Eukaryota; Metazoa; Arthropoda; Arachnida; Araneae; Araneidae. Gene Ontology annotation, cellular component: membrane. The transcript has a single exon. Bases 1 to 1662 code for a protein of 553 amino acids. Gene Ontology annotation, biological process: sodium ion transmembrane transport.